GCUCAUGCAGCUACAUCCAGGUCUGGUAACACCUGGAAAGCUAGUCAUCGGCUUUCCCUUUCUGAGACUUUAAUAGAGGACCGACAUUUUGACGUACGCAGAAAAAAAGAUCAGAAGCGCUUACUGUGUGGAAAUAAGAACAAAAGUGGCGCGACAUGUUUGUGAUACAACACUGGUUGAUGAUUUAUCUCGCAGCUUUUUGCCUUUUUGUUUCAUCGAAUGAUCCGUUCGCCACUCUUCUAUUUCUUUGAUGUAGUCUUCAUUUUUUUCAGGACUUCUCACAUCUUUCUAGAAGAGUCAUAACUUCCUUCAACAUCGCACUUACACUUUCACAAGAUCAACCAAAAUGUCCGACAGUGAGCAAGAGUUUGAGUACGAGUCGGACAGCGUAGUGUCUGACGAUGGCGAUGAGGAGGCCAUCGUCAUCGAAAACCGGUUCUACGAAGCGGACGAUGUGAAGUUGUCGGAGCCAAGUCGAGCGUUGGCGCAGUUCCAGUCAGUGGUGCAACUAGAAAACGAGCGUCAGAGCAAAGGUGGCGUAGCUGUUUGGAAAUUCAAAGCGUUGCAGAAUAUCGUAAUCCUGGCAGCAAGGGUGGGGAAGCAUGAAGAAAUGUAUGAAACGCAUCAAGAGCUAUUGGCCUUGUUAAGCACAGUGACGCGAAACGACGCCUCAGAAGCGAUCAACAGCAUAUUGGAUACGAUAAACGCGAUCUGUAUGAAGCGCAAAAGUGUACUCAUCCUCAAGAAAGUAGGCACUUUCUAAGUAGGGAAAACCUUCUUUUCUUGAGUAUGAGUACACUUUUUCCUGUCAUAAUCUACGGGAGUUCUGCUAAAGACGUAGUUACUUCUACUAAAGACGCAGUGCCCACUACAGGCGCAGCAGGAGGAGGGACGGUGGGAGGAUCCACAACCGCAGCUGCAGGCGAUCCAAUCCACGCUAUGUAUGAGAUGAGCUUGGAAACCCUGAGAGCCAACAAGAAUCCCUCUCUGUGGCUUAGCACGUGCAUCAAGCUCGCGAAGCUGUACUUGGCGCAACAUGAGAGACUAACGACGAGUGGUCGUCCGAUUUCUUCAGGUGUCCACAAGUUAAGUCGUGUUUUUCGUGCCUAGACCGUAAACGUGAAGAACGUCGAACAAAACCUCACUCCCACUCUUGUACUUGUAGGUAGAAAGGAUUUAUUUCUUAAAUCUUUGCUUGGCUGGAGAGGUUCAGGUAGAACAAUACAGGGGAAGUUUUUUGCCUCAAUCCGAUGGGUUUUGUACUCAUCUUCCUCGCUCUAACCAAAGCAGCCGAGGAGCAAGCUCUUGCUAACAAAAUCAAAGCUCUGGUCCCGAGAAUGUAUGAGAUGAUGUCCGAAAAUGGAAUUGGUGGCGGUGCUGCUGGUGCAAUGAAUAACAACAGCAAUACAGCCAAUACAUCGUCACAAUGGAUCGAAAUUUAUGCUGUGGAGCUUCAGUAUCUGGCUUUGUUAUGGCAAUGCCUGUCAUGUCUGAUGUCACCAUGCAUGGAAGAUAUGAGUUUGAGUUCGGUUUAUAGUGGUUGUAAAGGAUCCACCUCUUGCACUAGUGGUAGACGUAGUAGACGAGAGCACCGUUUUCUUCUUGCUUAGAGGACCACCACCGUCAUCCUCUCUAACUUUCGUCCAAGACCACGAGCGACUCAAGAUGCUAUACCCAAAGACCAUCGAGUUGAGCAGUGCCAUAGCUGACCCCCGAAACUUAGCCGUGAUCCGAGAGUGUGGAGGUCGCUACCUCUACAUGAGAGAGCGGCAGUGGCAACUGGCAUAUAAUGAGCUUUUUGAAGCCUUUCAAACCUACCAGGCAACGGGGAACGCCCCAAAAGCAAAGCUGAUGCUCAAGUUUUUAGUGCUAGCAAAUAUGCUCAGCGAGAGCGAUAUCAACCCGUUUAACAGCAGGGAGGCGAAGGUAUUAUUUAUAAAUCUGUAGAGUUCAAAGAACUUCUACUACUUCGACCAACUAAAUUAAGUGAAGAACAAAACCUUGAAGAUCGUGUGCGUCUUCAAGAUCAGAUACGAAAAAAAUCUGGUUUUUACACUUUCCCGAGCUUGGUUUUUACACUUUCCCGAGCUCACCUUGCCCAGGUCUACGCAGAAGAUCCAGAAAUCAAGGCCUUGAUGCAGCUCCGGCAGUCAUUAGAGGAGUUUAGUAUAGAGAAACUAGACCAGAAUCUUUUCCUAUUAACUGAGGACGUGCUCCUAGCUGAGUACAAGGAGGAACUCGAGUCUUGUACUCGAUCACGGAUCGCGGCGCACCUGCUCCAGCCAUACAGAAGUAUGCGGCUGCAGAACCUAGCGGGAGAGUUGAACUUACGCUCAUCGAUGAUCAGACUCAGAUCUGUGAUAGUGAUGUGAUUCCAGUUUCCUGACUGUACUACAAGAACAAGUACUACCUGACUGUACUACAAUAGCUGUACUACAAGAACAAGUACUACAUCAUAGGUCUUCAGAUCCAGUAUCCCCAUUUUAAUACACCUAGCUUAGUAGGGAUCUUUUCUGUUCGUCUUCCGCUAAUCCCCGUCAACAUGGAGAAAACCUUGCAAAUUCUUGGGUCCUUGAUUCGUAGUGGCAAAGUAAAGGGUUCCAUAGACGAAGUGAAACAGUUAGUCUUGAUGGAGAAGAAGCCGACAAUGAGGGAGCAGCAGGCCACUGCCAGAGCCGAGCAAAUCGAGAAUUGGAUUUCAAAAUUGGAACAGAUAGCAGACGCUCCCCUCUUGAGUCCUGCAAUGGCCAAUGACAUUACUGCGAAUUUGAUGAAUGGCGCUGCUGGAGGACCAGGUGGCGGUCCUCAAGGACUCAGUGCAAAUCAAAGUCUUAACAAUACUCCUGGUGGUGGUGGAAGAGGGUUCGGUGCUGGUGGAGGUCUAGGAGGACUUAGCUUGGGGGGAAGUCAUCAGGGAUCCCCAGCUGUGUUGGCGUAAGACUUCUCAUUUGACAAGCACAUGUUGUCAUGUUCUUGAUGUUCAACA
Molecule: messenger RNA, 2986 nt
Organism: Amoebophrya sp. A25
Lineage: Eukaryota; Dinophyceae; Syndiniales; Amoebophryaceae
Source: the annotation of a GenBank genome assembly